Sabethes cyaneus is the source of this 2151-nucleotide messenger RNA. Its product is annotated as nose resistant to fluoxetine protein 6-like. The record is from RefSeq and is a predicted model, not a curated record. Gene Ontology annotation, molecular function: acyltransferase activity, transferring groups other than amino-acyl groups. The transcript has 10 exons. NCBI's taxonomy places the organism in Eukaryota, Metazoa, Arthropoda, Insecta, Diptera, Culicidae.
AUGAAGUGGAAAUGGCUGUUGCUGAUAAUAACUCAAUUGGGGUGGUUUAUGAUCCACGGUGGAAACUGCGAGCUGCGCAAUAAAACCGAAUACAACAAAAUGCCGAAGAUUUUUCUUUAUGAUCAGUACGACGAUUGCUUGUUCGAAAAUCCUGAUGAAGAAGCCUCCUAUUGCCUAGUGCGAGUGGUGAUCAAACCGAACAAUGAUUCGGGAGUGUGGAAGUUAAUUGAAAAAUAUUCCAGUAACUGGAAAUUGGAUCUUAACCAUGCUGCAUUGGAUCGCGGUAUCUGCAUUUCCAGUGUCGAAAAAGAAACAGCUAAAUUGAGGAAUCAAGGUUACAAUGCAAUGACUGUGCCUAAAUUUAACAUAAAAUUUCCGUAUAGUAUUGGCCACGAUGCUUUUCGGAAUGUAGAAACCUAUAAAGCAAAUUUCUCCGUACUAAUUGACAAUACGAUCAACACCGAGCUCAUGGAGAAGUACGGUCUAUAAGCGUAUACUGAAAUUGAAUACUGCGAUCACAAGGGAGUGGAUCAGUUUCCAAUAGAUUAUUUAGACAUUUCAUUCGUAGUCAUCAUGGUAACUCUUUGCAUUUUAGUGAUACUAUCCAGCUGGUACGACUAUUCGUGCAAGUUGAGCUCUGGUCUGGAACAUUACCGUGUGGAUAUGCCUGAUACAGCUUCAAUGGUUCUGGCGUCCUUCUCCAUCAUCCGCAACUGGUUCCGCUUGACGACCCAUUCGAGGGAUCCCCUAUGCAGGGACCUCCGUUUUAUACAAUCCGUCCGGUAUAAUACGUUUGUGCUGAUUUUGAUUGGACAUGCAUGUAUUUUAAUGCAGACCCGGACAGCUUGGUUUGUGGAAGACCGAUUUCGCCAACCGCAGAUUAUGAUCAUCGUCAACGGAUUUCAAAUUGUUACAACAUUCUUCGCUAUCAGUGCAGUGGUCUUUACCAUUAUGUACAUUCAAAAGGCCCAAAGCAGUAAGCGAAAGCCCGGUGCUCUAGGGAUGCUGCUGAUUGUUACUUUUCGCUAUAUUCGGCUAACACCAGUGUAUGCGUUAGUUCUGCUCUUUGAAGCUACAUGGUUCGUACGAACGCAGGAUGGACCCUUGUGGCGCAGAGCUGCCGAAACGGAGCUAACCUACUGCCGACGAAAUUGGUGGAUUAAUUUACUAUAUUUCAAUAACUAUUACAGGCUUGAUCAACCAUGUAUGCAACAUUCAUGGUACUUGGCAUGCGACUUCCAGUUAUCUAUUAUAGGGGUAAUCCUGGUGACUUUAAUAUUACGAAUGCCAAAGCUAAAAGUGCCACUUCUAACUAUAGCAACGAUUAUUUCGUUGAUUAUUCCUUCUGCUGUUAUUUACUGGAACGCGUUCGAUGGAGCGACCAUUUUUUCUCCAGAAGGAAGGCGAUUUGUGUUUUGGUACGAUGCCGGCUAUCAUAAAACUUACCUGCCAAUGCACAUGCAUCUAAAUAUGUACGUUUAUGGAAUAAUUGUCGGAGUGCUAUAUUGGAAGAUUAAAAACUCGAAUAUUAAUCUAGGAUCGAAUAGGGUUUUCCGAACAGUCUGGUAUCUAUUAUUCCUUGUUUGGCCAGUACUGUUUCUCUCCGGUCAACAUUUCUACACUCAUGACUAUCCCAAACCAUCCCUCUGGAUGGCAAUUUAUUUUACAACCGCUCGCAGUUUAUGGGCACUUCUGCUUGCUAUUGGAUUUUUCGGAUUCCUCUACCGGGUGAACAAACCGUUGCACCGUCUGCUCAAUAUUCGCCUGUUUGAAGUCCUGGGACGACUCACAUACGGUGCGUACGUAGGACACUUUUUCAUCAUGAAAAUGAUGUUCUAUAACGUGCGGCACGUGGAAGACUUGGGAGCAUUCGAUUCGUCAAUCAGAAUUAACGCGACCCUCUAUUUAUCGUACAUUCUAUCCUUGGCAUUGACCUUGCUGGUGGAGCUGCCAGUUUCAGCGCUGCAAAAGCAGCUAAUAGAGCGCUUUAUGAAGCCCAAUAAGCGACAUGUUGGAGACGAAGCUGAGGAAAAUGAAGCUCAAAAUUCGAGGAGAAUGAAUGAUAAAUUUGAGGGUUACACCAACGAUGCCUUCAGGGCUACCUUCAAAGAAGACGGUAUAAUGCCCGAAUUCCAUCAGCCGCAAUCAUAA